Messenger RNA from Wallemia mellicola CBS 633.66, 1613 nucleotides. Its product is annotated as TPR-like protein. Gene Ontology annotation, cellular component: endoplasmic reticulum. Gene Ontology annotation, molecular function: protein-folding chaperone binding; misfolded protein binding. The record is from RefSeq and is a predicted model, not a curated record. Gene Ontology annotation, biological process: protein folding in endoplasmic reticulum. The transcript has 7 exons. Bases 17 to 1585 code for a protein of 522 amino acids. Lineage: Eukaryota; Fungi; Basidiomycota; Wallemiomycetes; Wallemiales; Wallemiaceae.
GUUGUUGACGUUGAGGAUGAAAUUAUUGGCCGGUCUGAAAUCCUUAGUGGUUUUAGUAACAGCGACAGCUUGUCUAGCAGAUAUCACGCUAGUAGAGCAAGCUAACGCCCAACUAGCAAUUGGGAGAUACAGUGAUGCCGCUAAUCUAUUUACGAAAGCAAUCGAUGCUGAUCCUAGUAGCUAUCUAUCACAUUACAAAAGAGCAACUGCAUACCUCAGUCUUGGUAGAAAUGCGGCUGCGUUAAAUGAUUUGGAGACAGUACUCGAGUUACAGCCUACAUUUGAGCAGGCGAGAAUUCAAAGAGCUAGGAUCUUCUUGAAGGAUGGAGAAUAUGUGCAAGCAAAGACUGAAUUAGAUACCUAUCAGAAGAAGAACAAGGGUGACAAGAUAGCGAAAGAUAUGCAAGCAAGUAUAAAGAGUCUACAGAAGCUCAUCAAUCAAACAGAGAAGACAUACAAAGCUAAAAGAUGGUCUCAAACACUAGAUUCAGUUACUAAAGCAUUAGAAAUUGCUAGUAACUCUUUGAGGCUCUAUCAGAUUCGUGUUGAUUGCUACCUCGCUCUUGGUGACAUAACUAGAGCGACCUCAGAUUUGAAUCGUAUCGUUCGUAUACAACCCUCCAUCCAAUCAGAUUUACUACUGAGACUUGCACACCUUACUUACUAUUAUCAAGGAAAACCAGAAGUAUCCUUGAAUCAAAUGAAGCAAUGCUUACACACAGAUCCGGAAUCUAAAGUAUGUAAAAAGUUCUUUAAAGUGCUUAAAAACGACACGAAAGACAUAAACCGCGCUAUCAUGUUCUCACAAUCGGGUAAUUGGAGGGCAUUAGCUAGCGUAAUUAAUGGUAGCAAUGGACUGCUCAAACGUUUAGAUCAAGGGAUGUUAGCUGGUAGCACAGUAACAGAAUGGAGUGGCUUAGAAGAAGCGCCAAUACCCAAAGCAGUCUAUGAGGCAGACUUGAGUCCAGGGUUGAGGAACUAUUUUGUUACUUUGGUGUGUAAAGCAUACGUACAAUCAAACGAUCUCAAGAAAGCUGAGGCUUUCUGUGAAGAGACACUCAAGUUUGACGUCAACAACCUUGAUGCUUUAAUCGCAAAGGCUGAGGGAUACCUCAACGCAGAAGACUAUGAAAAGGCAGUUGAGGUGUUUGAGAAGGCAUUCGAAGCCAGUGGUAGAUCAAGUAGGGAUGUUGCGUCAAGAUUACAAAGAGCUAGAAAGUUAUUAAAGCAAAGUAAAUCAAAAGAUUACUACAAGGUACUUGGUGUUCCUCGCAGUGCAUCCGACAAGGAGAUAAAGAAAGCAUAUCGUAAACAAUCAAAAGAAGCGCAUCCAGAUAAAGGAGGCUCGGUAGAAGCGAUGGAGAGAUUAAACGAAGCGUAUGGCGUAUUGAGUGAUCCAGAAUUGCGUAGAAGGUUCGACGAAGGUGAUGAUCCAAAUGAUCCGGAGAGUGGACAUGAACAUCCAUUCCAACAAGGUGCUGGUGCAUUCCAGCAAAUGUUCUUCUACAAUGGAUUCCCGGGUAGCUUCUCUGGUGGGGGAUAUCCCGGUGGAUUCGGUAGCAGACAUUUUAUGUUCAAUUUCUAAGCAAUGCAUUUUAUAAAAAUUAAUUUUU